UUUGUUUUCUCAAAAUUCUACUGUUCAAAAUAAAUUAUUACUUAUUUUUGUACUGCGGAAACUAUAAUAUAAUGUUAUUUGUAUAAGGUCACUGUGUAAGAGUAUACGUAGAUUGAAUUAGAUAACGGGAAAACAAAAGAAUCUAUUUUUAAAAUUAAAAAAAAAAAAUUUAAGAAAAAGGAAAUAGAGGAUGGCCCUUCCUUCGGGUGGUGAUAGCGUGCUCCAGUUACGGCGAGCAACAUGGUUUCCCGCUAGUGCGAGAGGAAAUAGCACUUUCCUAUCACUCAUUCGUCUAAGCCAGAAGCGAUUCUGAAGCUUGAAAAAGUGAAGGAAAUCGCAACAGUGAGGUCUACAUUUUGAUCUAAAAAAACUGCAUGUUUCUUUUUCUCGUGCUUGAAGUAUUAGGGAGAUGAUAGAUUGCAAUUAUUGCAUCCACAUUUCAGUUCAAUUCACGCCUUAGUAUCUAUUGGUUUUAAAUGAUGGAAGAAAGAACCUCGAUCUUGUCACCUACUUGUAGACACACAGCAGCUUCUCUCUUCGCUCUAGCACUUCACCACUCUCAGAUUCGUCUAACAAAGGCUGCUUCUCUCGACUCUGAAGCUCAUGACCCAGAAGUCUGGUUUAACCAGAACUCUCAUUUGCUCGACCCAAUUUUCAGGUUCCUUGAAGUGGAUGAAGACUCCUGGCAAGGCAUAAAGGAAACUGCCUGUUCCUCUUCUCAAUUCAGACAUCACCUUGGAUCUUUGUUGACAUUGCUGUCAGAGGAAGGUGGUGAAUCAAAGAAAGAAGCUGAGUUGACCAAAGCUGUUGAUGCCUCGGCUUUGAGCUUGAAUGAUACUUCUACUACCCAUUGUUCAAGUGGGCAGAAAACUGGGAGCCAGGAUGAUAUGUGUGACAGCAUGGAGAGCUCAGCUAUGCUGUCUGAAAAGAAAAAAGCUUCUGGUACACUAGAAAUCGCAACGUUUGAACAAUCUUUAGAGGAGGCAACCCUUAUUGGUUACCAGAAGAAAGUGACAGUUCUGUACACACUAGUUGCGGCUUGUGUGGCAGACACUGACAAGUCGAGGCAGGGCUACGAUGCUCGUCACCGUGUGGCUCUGCGGUUGCUUUCUGUAUGGCUUGGUGUCGAAUGGAUUGAAAUGGAAGCAAUGGAGGCUAUGGUUGCUCUUUCUAUAAUAAAUUCAGCGAGUAAAGAAGGUGCUAAGGAAGAAGAAUCUGUAGGUUCAGAAACUAACCUGGAUAAAUGGAAGCGUGGAAGUAUCAUAGGAGCAGCUGCUGUAACUGGAGGAGCCUUAAUGGCUGUAACUGGAGGCUUGGCUGCCCCGGCAAUUGCUCAUGGAUUGGGUGCUUUGGCUCCUGCGCUAGGAGGUCUUGUUCCUGCCAUCGGAGCUAGUGGAUUUGCAGCUGCCGCAACUGCUACAGGAUCUGCUGCUGGAUCUGUGGCUGUGGCUGCAUCAUUUGGAGCUGCUGGAGCUAGCCUUACUGGUAGUAAGAUGGCAACAAGAAUUGGAAGUCUAGAUGAAUUUGAGUUAAAAAGUGUCGGAGGCACUAAUCAAGGACACCUAGCAGUUAGAAUCUCCAUUUCUGGGCAAGUAUUUAAGGAGAAAGAUUUCGUAGAACCUUGGGAAGGUCUCAAUGAUAACAUGGAGAGGUACGUGCUCCAAUAUGAGUCUAAACAUUUGAUUGCACUGAGCACAGCCGUCCGGGACUGGCUUACUUCACAGGUUGCGAUUCGGUUGAUGAAAGAUGGUGCCAUGAUGACAGUAUUAAGCUCACUAGUUACAGCACUAGCAUGGCCAACAGCUUUACUUACCACAUUUGAUAUUAUUGACAGCAAAUGGGCAAUUGCAGUGGACAGAUCAGACAAGGCUGGUAAGGUGCUUUCUGAAGUGCUGUUGGCAGGCUUGCAAGGAAACAGGCCUGUGACACUAGUAGGUUUUUCAUUGGGAGCCCGCGUUAUUUUCAAAUGUCUUCAAUUUUUGGCUCACUCCGAAGGAGACAAUGCUGGAAUAGUGGAAAGGGUUGUUUUGCUUGGAUCACCCAUCUCAAUUUCGGACGAAAGCUGGGAGAAGGCUAGAAAGAUGGUGGCCGGAAGGUUUGUGAAUGCAUACUCUUCCAAUGACUGGACGUUAGGUGUAACUUUCCGUGCCAAUUUACUCUCUAAAGGAUUAGCUGGAAUCCAAUCUGUUGACAUUCAUGGCAUUGAGAAUGUCGAUGUGACACAUCUUAUAGAAGGCCACUCUUCCUACCUUCAGAUGACACAGAAAAUACUGGAGGAACUUCAAUUGGACAAUUGUUGUGCUGUUUUCAGAAUGUGACAUCUUAUAGAAGGCUUAAUAUGCUUUAUCUAUUAUGGAAAAACUUCUUUUAACAACACUUUUUUAACAACUUUUUGACAACGCAUACGUGACAGUUUGUGAU
Molecule: messenger RNA, 2421 nt
Organism: Vigna radiata var. radiata (mung bean)
Lineage: Eukaryota; Viridiplantae; Streptophyta; Magnoliopsida; Fabales; Fabaceae
Product: transmembrane and coiled-coil domain-containing protein 4
Exons: 15
Coding region: 477-2318 (613 amino acids)
Source: RefSeq, a predicted model, not a curated record